Messenger RNA from Neurospora tetrasperma FGSC 2508, 1473 nucleotides. RefSeq lists its product as uncharacterized. The record is from RefSeq and is a predicted model, not a curated record. NCBI's taxonomy places the organism in Eukaryota, Fungi, Ascomycota, Sordariomycetes, Sordariales, Sordariaceae. Bases 1 to 1473 code for a protein of 490 amino acids. The transcript is spliced from 2 exons.
AUGCCCCUCGGCAUUCAGCGUCUCAACGCCAAAAAGUCGCAUCCCAAUGACCGAAUUAUAUUCAUCAAGCCCCUCAAAGGGCCGGACGAAGCCAUAGCGCAAGACUUCCUGGAGAGGAUAGCAGCGCAAUGCCAGUAUGAACCCAACCGCGAGUUCGUCGGCCGCAACUUCAACGCCGGCGAAGUUAUCCAGCUCGUCCUUAAAUCCCUUUCGGGCCACUGGCUGCCCUUCAACUACGUGCAAAUGGUCAUGAUGCACGAGCUCGCUCACUGCAAGCAGAUGAAUCAUUCGCGCGCCUUCUGGGCCGUGCGCAACAACUACGCCGACGAGAUGCGCCUGCUUUGGGGUAGGGGCUACACGGGUGAAGGACUGUGGGGCAGGGGAGCGCUGCUUUCCACGGGCGAGUGGGAGAGGAAUACGGUGCAACCUGGUGAAGGCCUACCGGAGCACUUGUGUGGUGGAACGUAUAGGAGUCGGGGGAGGAAGAGGAAGGCCAAGGCUCCUAAACCGAAGUUGAGUUACAAGGAGCAGAAGGAACGGAGGAUACUGAAGAAGUUUGGCGCGAAUGGGGUCAAAUUGGGGGAGGAUGAGAAGGUCAAGAAGGAGUUGGAGGGUGGGAAGAAAGUGGUGGCAAAGCCGAGGGUGGCGGGCAGUGCGAGGGGCAGGGAGUUGAGGGCUGCGGCAGCAUUGGCGAGGUUUGAGGGGCUCAAGAAGGAGAAGGAGGAAGAGGAGAAGGUGAAGCAGGAGGAGAUUGAUGAGGAUGAGACGGGCAGUGGAACGGAGAGUGAUGAGUAUGAAGAUGAAGAUGAUCAGGAUGGUGUGGUUGCUGUGGAUAUUAACGGGAAGAAGUUGCUAGAUGGCAAGGGUAGGGGAAUGAUCAAGGUCUGUGAGGAUGAGAAUCCCGAGGAUCAGGAUGCGCAGCAGGAGUUGAGGGAGUUGAUGGAUUUCAAUGACGGCGCAAGGAAUUCAACACCUAAGCUGUCUGCUGUUAAGGUCGAACCAUCAUCGACGCAUACCGGGAUACCAGAGAAUGUCAUCCAAGCUCCGGUUUCAUCCCACAAGAACAGAAAAGAGAAUUUGGGGGAAGAUGCAAGCCAGAAGGUCUCACAGAUCCGAUCCACCGUUCAAAGUAUGAACAAGAACCACCAUGCCUCCACGACAACAGAGAAACCCCCAGGGGUAAAAACCGACCCAACUCGCCCACCACAAAAGAAGGAAAACAUAUCCCCCUCAUCAAUCCCAAAGUCUACCUCCGAAGCCGAACCAUCUUCGAGAACCUGUCCGAUAUGCUCAUUCGCCAACGAGCCCACUUGCAUUACCUGCACAAUAUGCGCCAACGUCCUUGACCCAAAGAACGUGGUUGGGUCCUGGGUAUGUACCAGUCAGACAUGUCAGGGGAGCCAGUAUCGAAAUGCUGGGGACUGUGGUAUUUGUGGUGUGUGUGGCGAGCGGAAGCAAAGAGGAACAGGAUGA